CCGGCAUCGCCAGCGGCGGUCCCCGGAGCAGGGCAGGAGCUCCCCGGAGAGGAAGAGCCCCAGCUCCCCCGUCUGCAAAGGGCUCACAUGGAGAGAGGUGACACAUAGACACUCCUGUACACCUCUCUCUCAAAAGAGGGGGAUGACAGACCGACCCGACCCUCACUGACUGGCACUCUCUGCCGUCCAUGCCUGACUGGGCCUCUAGGAUGGACCUGCCUCUCCUGAUACCUGCAUCGCACAGAGAGCUUGUGUUCAGCUGACUUUCUACGUAAGUCCUUUUCAGAGUAACUGCUGUUCAGGAUAGAGUACCCCAUCAUUUGACAAAUCACGACCACCUUCAUCAAGCCCUUCCAGUAUAAUUCGCCGCACUUCCUCACUGGAUACACUUGCUGCUCCUUACCUCGCUGGACAAUGGCCUCGUGAUAAUCACGGACAGGCUGCUCCCUGUAUGAGGGACAAAGCCACGCAGACAGAGAGUGCCUGGGCUGAAGAAUAUUUAGAAAAGAAGAAAGGAUCUCACAAGCGGUCAGCAUCCUGGGGCAGCACAGACCAACUCAAGGAGAUUGCAAAAUUGCGUCAGCAGUUGCAGAGAAGCAAACACAGCAGCAGGCAUCAUCGGGAUAAAGAAAGACAGUCUCCAUUCCAUGGUAACCAUGCAGCCAUUAAUCAGUGCCAGGCUCCCAUCCCAAAAAGUGUAAUUGUUCCUGUUAUACCCAUAACCAAGUCGACAGGAUCACGUUUCCGGAACAGCAUAGAGGGGCUGAAUCAGGAGAUUGAGAUAAUAAUUAAGGAGACAGGAAGCAAGGAAGAACAGCUGAUUCCACAAGAUAUUCCAGACGGGCACCGUGCUCCCCCUCCGCUGGCGCAGCGCAGUAGCAGUACUCGCAACAUGGAUACCCAAACACCUGGUGGAGCAGACAGAGGCAGUAACAACAGCAGCCGUUCCCAGUCUGUGUCCCCCACCUCAUUUCUUACUAUCUCAAAUGAGGGCAGUGAGGAGAGCCCUUGCUCUGCUGAUGACCUUCUUGCUGACUCCAAAGAUAAAGAGAAUGGGAACAACUCUCCCUUGCCCAAAUAUGCUACCUCGCCAAAACCCAAUAACAGCUACAUGUUCAAGCGUGAACCUCCUGAGGGCUGCGAGAAGGUGAAAGUCUUUGAAGAAAGUUUGCCAAAGCCAUUGCAUGAAAUUCCAGCCUUCUACUGUCCUGACAAGAACAAAGUGAAUUUCAUUCCUAAAAGUGGCUCUGCUUUCUGCCUGGUCAGUAUUCUCAAGCCGCUUCUUCCCACACCAGAUCUUACACUCAAAGGCACUACUCAUAGCCUGACUGUCUCCUCUGGCAUGACACCUAAUUUGUUACAGCCCAUUGCCCUGGCCUCCCUGUCUGCAAACACUGAGCAAGACCGGAUCUCUCGUGGAACAAGUACAGUAAUACCACAGACCUCUAUACUCCAGCAAUCAGGACAUAUCGAAGAAGCUGAGUGAUGAGUCUCCAUUGUGCAGGCAUUCUUCUGGAGAGACUGCUAGGAAGACCUUGUUUAAACUAGUUGUGCAGUCACACCUGUUUGUUCAUUUUAACAACUCAUGACAUUGUCAUAGUCAUAUUCUCCUGAUCUCCAUGACUAUAGUGGUAGCAUUCUGAGAAAUCUAGGAGGCGGCAGCAGAUGAAGCAGUGCUGUACUCUGCAUGUGAAGACUCACGUUCAGUUUCUCACCUGCAUUUUUUUUUCCAAGCUCUGAUAAGAGACUAUUACUAAUUCUUUGCCAUUGGAAGGAUCAGUUAUUGUGAUGGUUUGUGUCCUUUAGACUUUUUCAGCAACAACAAAAAUUCUGAGAGACAGCUGAUGCCAGCAACCACUGUAACUUGCAGAGGGAGGGGUAACCAUAUGGCACUGCAAGACCCAUCUUUUGUAUGAAUAUGAAUAUUUUAUAACAAGUUUGCAUUUUCUGAUACAGAGCAGGAUGUUCAAAAGACACUUCCAUAGCCACUGUUUUCCCUUCUUUGGGUGGUACGUUUUUCUCAGCUGUUUUCCAGCUGCUGGGACCAAAGGAUUGUUGAAAUACUUUAGCAGUCUCCAUCAUGUGACCUUGUUCAACAGUCCCUACUCCCAACAAAAGCAAAUCAAUUAAUGCAUACAAAAUGUAAAACAAAAGGAAAGAGAAAACAAUAUUAGUAUGUUAUGUGCAUUUGUUUUUGAUAUCAGAGGUUUGUGCUUCGGUAAACCACAUUGUUCUUGAGCUCCUACUCCCUAGAUGGAAUUCCUGUGUACAUUUAUUACAUGGGCAGAAAAUAGCAUUUUAGAGCACUUGUCCCAGUAGUGUAAUCACUUUUCCAUAGAACUUUUGUUUGGGUUAAAAAAUGUCUCUUCCCUGCCUCCACCCAAACAAACAAAAACAAAACCUGCCACUUGACUCUUGAGAGAUCUCUUGGUUACUUGUGUAAUUCAGUCUGAAUCAUGCAUCAGUUUUUGACACAAAAUUCACUCUGUUGUGGCUGAUCACUGUACUAUAGACCCUAGCCACAUGAUACUGAGAUGGCUAUGCAUGAUUCCUCGUCCUUGUCAUAAUGCUGUUUUGUGGGUGUGUUGAGGGUAGUAGUUUGUUAGGCAUGGUAUUUGUUACACAGCAGUCAACAGCAACAGAUAUGUUCUCCCUUUUUGACUAGCAACAUUGUCGAGUGUGUCAGAGAGGAGAUAUGUUGAUACCUGGUUCUGGUUUGGAGCUGUUACCAGUUUCCUGUAUGCCUCUGUGGUUCUUUGACUGUUGAAAUAAAAAAUGAAAAUAGGGAGGGAUGUUCAAAAAGAGCUCGUUUAGGGACUGCAGUAAGGUUUCUCCCAGAGUACUGAAAUGCACUUCUUGCCUUUAGAUAAAUAUCACAGUCCAAACAUCUGCAGCUGCUUUGAUACCAAAGUAUCUUCAGGUUACAAAAAUCAGUUGACAGAAUCCCUGUUUUGGGGUGGUGGCUUCACUCAUUUCAAAGUAAAUGUUUUAAUGUAUAGUCUCUGGGUCUGAAUAGUCACCCACUGCAUAUGUGCAGCUUUCAUUGACUUACAUACAAACAGCUCCCAUGGAUCAGCUGCAUAAUCACAUACCUGUUUGUACAUUUUUUUAAGAACCAUAUCACAAAUGUAAUAGUUUUGUUCUUUGUGUAACACACUUGAGAAUUUGGUUGCAGACACCUGAGCCAGGAAAAAUACUUGUGUCUCUUAGCAGCUAAUAGUUUCUACGUACUUAUGAUGCACAUUGGGUAGUUCCUGUAAAUCCCACAUAAUAACAUAUAGCAAUAAAACUACUAAAAGAAUAACUGUAAAAUGCACCAGCCUACAUAAGUGCUGCAUUUAUGGUAUAAUGAGCACCUUUUCUAAAGUUACCUAAUAACCAAAUUUCACCACUUAGUCCAUUGUGGUUAUUUAUGGAGUUAUUAGAUCUGUUAAAUUACUUAAAUUGAGGACCAAAUCCUGCUCACUUUACUCAUUCCCAUUGAAAUCAGUGGGAUUUCUCGUGUGAGUAAGAGGACUUGGUCACAAAUGAAAAUAUUUGGUCCACACCAAUAAAGUUGGAGGAGGGGAGAGUUUGAUAAGAUAGCGGUUAGUAGGUCAAAGCUACAUUAUAAAAGAUUACCAUUUUAGGAAUAAAUGGGACCUUACUGGUAAAUUCUAUGGACGCCUAAGAGAGGUCUCCUUUCUAAAAAAUUUAAAAAUCAUGGUAGCUUGUUUAGGCAGCAUUAGGGUUUGGACAAAAUCUGAUAUUUUUGGCUUUGUGGAAGGUGGGAAUACUUAGGCAAGAGGGCUUUUUGUAUGGCAUCCAAACUAAUUUCUACUUCUUUCAUAGUAACAGGUGUAAAGUGCUUCUGCCAUUAAUGCCAAACAGCAUGGUGCUUAUCAGGAGAUCUUAACUGGAUAGUUAAGUACCAAAGGGCUAAAGUCAGCAUAUAAUAAAACUUUUAGUCUUGGGGUUAACUGUCGUCCGUCCAAAUGCAUUCUAAUAUCUUUGUUCAACAUAGGGAAUAUUUUAAAAUAGGAAAUGGGGUCUCCUAUCUUAGAUUUUUCUGUAGUAUCCAUCAUUGUAAUAAUUGAACAUUACCCCCUCAUUUAGUUAGUUCACAUAGAAGUGCAUUAUGAGGCAAUGCACUAUAUAAAAUAGUGGGCUACUCCACUAGGAACCAAAUGUAAAUUCUAGGUUUUU
Gopherus flavomarginatus (Mexican gopher tortoise) is the source of this 4185-nucleotide messenger RNA. It is a transcript of the gene FAM117B, whose product is annotated as family with sequence similarity 117 member B. Lineage: Eukaryota; Metazoa; Chordata; Testudines; Testudinidae. The transcript is spliced from 10 exons. The record is from RefSeq and is a predicted model, not a curated record. The coding region runs from base 452 to 1486 and encodes 344 amino acids.